Molecule: messenger RNA, 771 nt
Organism: Rhipicephalus microplus (southern cattle tick)
Lineage: Eukaryota; Metazoa; Arthropoda; Arachnida; Ixodida; Ixodidae
Product: ubiquitin-conjugating enzyme E2 Z
Biological process (GO): negative regulation of apoptotic process
Cellular component (GO): nucleus
Molecular function (GO): cysteine-type endopeptidase inhibitor activity
Source: RefSeq, a predicted model, not a curated record
AUGGAUGAACAUGGGGGAAGUGCAGCUGCAUGCAGGUUGGACACCGCGUUGUCCCAGCGCAAGAAGCCGUCGGAGCAGUGUCUGCUGAGACUCAAACAGGACCUGAAGAACAUAUUCGACAACCCACUGCCGGGAGUGUUUGUUGAGCCCGAAGAGGGCAACAUCAACUACAUCCACGCCAUCAUCGUGGGACCCGACAACACGCCGUACCAGGGAGGCUACUUCCAUUUCGUGCUCAAGUGCCCCCUCUAUUACCCCACCUGUCCCCCACAGGUACACUUCAUGACGACAGACAGCGGAAGGGUGCGCUUCAAUCCGAACCUAUACAGCAGUGGGCUCGUCUCGCUCAGCGUUCUGGGUACGUUUCACGGCCCCUCGUGGAACCCGGAGAUGACCAUCCAGACGGUGCUGGUUUCGAUCCAGUCAUUGUUCAUCGAACACCCUUUGGCCAAUGAACCUCCACUGGGACGCGAGUUCGGAACUUGGCUUGAAACGACGACUGGUUACAACGCCAAACUGCGCUUCCAGACCCUAAGGGUCGCGAUUUGCGACGCACUUGAGGCUUGCCUCCUCGGCAACUCAUCGUACCCGCAGGUCCUGCAGCAGGCUGUGAUGAAGCAUUUUGUAGAACAAUAUGCCAAGUACGAAAUUGCAGCCUGCUCCCAACUUGGCGAUGACUCAAGCAUGGAGGAAUCUCAGCAGCACAGAGCGCUGCUCGAGCGACUGCAAGACUUAUAUGGUCGAAUACUGCAGAGGAACGCUAAUAUUUAG